GCUCCCAUCCUCUACUGUAAUCAAAGACCGACCCUGGCGACAAACCGCGUCGCUCUCUUCUCUCCAAUCAACCCCGCACGCGGCCAGCAAAAACCCUCUUUGGAGACCAUUAUUUUGUCGCGUUGUAGGGCAUGUAGAGCACGCUGUUGUAGUGGGAGCGACUUGCCUACCUGGAUGCGUCGAGCAUUUAGCCUUAAAACAUGGCUCUGCCAGCCCAGUUACACUCGCAACGGCGACGCUCAUUCCAAAAUCAUCACCUGCUUCACUGCCCACCAUGAAAGCCACCGCCCUGACCGCCAGCCUCCUGGCGACGACGGUCCUCUGCACCCCACUGCGCAUCAUCUCCUACAACAUCCGCCAGGCCGUCGUGAUCCCCACCAUCGGCGAGCGCCCAUGGUCUGACCGCCGCCCGCUACUGACCGCGCAGCUCAGCUACGAGACGUCCAACCGCCCAGAGUCGCUCCUGUGCAUGCAAGAGGUCCUCCGACAGCAGCUGGUCGAUGUCCUGGCCGGUACCGAGGGCACCUGGGCGCACGUCGGGCUUGGGCGCGACGACGGCCAGGACGGCGGCGAGUUCUCUCCGAUCCUCUACCGGCCUGACACGUGGGAACUCGACGCGAACCGCACCUACUGGCUCAGCGAGACGCUCGACGUGCCGGGCUCCAAGGGCUGGGACGCCGCAUACCCGCGGGUCGUGACGGCGGCGAGGCUGAGGCACCGGCAGACGGGCGGCAGGGUCGUGCUUCUCUGCACGCACUUUGACCACAUGGGCCAGGUCGCGCGCAAGAGGAGCGCGGACAUGAUUGUCAACCUGGCCGGCGAGUGGGAGAGCGACGAUGGCGGCGCGUCCAAGUCGCCCGUCUUCUUGGCCGGCGACCUCAACUCGGACGACCAGAACCAGGCGUACAAGACUCUGGCCACGAGGAUGCGCGAUUCAAGGGAUCUCGUGCCAAGGGAGAGGUUGCACGGCAACACCAAUACGUACACUGCAUUCACCUCGCUGCUGACUUGGGACGACAAGCGUCUCGAUCACGUGUUUGUCAAGGACCCGUCCGUUGGGGGAUUGCGGUUCAAUGGGCACGCGGUCUUGUCAAAUCGCUUUGACGACGACAUAUUUAUCUCGGACCAUCGCCCUGUUGUCUUGGACGUUGAUCUUGGGGUCUAG
This is a messenger RNA of Pyricularia pennisetigena, 1165 nucleotides long. RefSeq lists its product as uncharacterized. The record is from RefSeq and is a predicted model, not a curated record. Lineage: Eukaryota; Fungi; Ascomycota; Sordariomycetes; Magnaporthales; Pyriculariaceae. Gene Ontology annotation, molecular function: 3'-5'-RNA exonuclease activity. The transcript is spliced from 3 exons. Bases 275 to 1165 code for a protein of 296 amino acids.